UUUUUUGUAAUAUUUUUCGACUUUAUUGUUGAAUUAGGGCCUGCCCUGGCUGCAGUCUUUGCAUUUUUCCUUGGCGCUCUUUUUUGGACUGUCUUUUUCUUUGCGUUUGGCUUUACGGGCUCUGAAAUGUCAGACUGACUGUCGACAUCUGGGUUAAGAGUAGAGAGUACUAAAUUUGCCUCGAAUGAUGGGUUCUUUAGAACGAAGACUACAGGCCUAGAAAAUAAUAUUUAUAUCAUACCUCAUAGCCACUUCAAAGGUUAGGUUCGUUUUGGCUGUCAGUUACUCCCAUUUCCGCCUCCGUUUGACGUUUCUACGGUUUCUACAGUUUUCGUUUUCGUCGUUUCAAGCGGUUUCAAGUGAGAUUUGUAUGCAUUUAAGACAGUGGAAGUUUAUUUACAUUGUUGAACGCAGGUAUAACAAUCGUUUAAAUAUGCUGGUACUGGUUUUGGGUGAUCUACACAUUCCUCACAGAUGUAGCAGCUUACCGAGCAAGUUUAAAAAACUUCUUGUUCCUGGAAGAAUACAACAUAUUUUGUGCACUGGUAACCUUUGUACGAAAGAAUCUUAUGAUUAUCUUAAGACAUUGGCUAGUGAUGUUCACGUCGUUCGAGGAGAGUUUGAUGAGAAUCUAAACUAUCCUGAACAAAAAGUUGUCACAGUUGGACAAUUCAGAAUAGGAUUGUCCCAUGGUCACCAAGUAGUUCCAUGGGGAGAUCCCGAAUCUUUGGCUUUAAUUCAAAGGCAGUUAGACGUGGACAUUUUAAUUUCCGGCCACACACACAAGUUCGAAGCCUAUGAACAUGAAAAUAAAUUUUACAUUAACCCGGGCUCUGCGACUGGAGCUUAUAAUCCUCUUGACACCUCGGUUAUUCCAUCUUUUGUCCUAAUGGACAUUCAGAGUUCAACCGUUGUGACAUAUGUAUAUCAACUGGUUGGCGACGAAGUCAAGGUUGAACGGAUAGAAUACAAAAAGAGCUAAAUUUUGUACAAAGAAGUGAUUAAUUUUUGUAUGCAAUUUUUUUCCUGUUGCGUUGUUUAUAUAAAGGUUGCUACUGCUGGAGUUUGUGAGUACAGUCUUGGCUCUUAACAUGCAGAUUAAUUUGGUCAAAUCAUGCAAAUAUUGAUUCAAUUGCGUUUAAGCACUUAUAUUAAUAAUGUAAAUAAUGUAAGAAAUGUGUGAGUGUGACACGAGAAAUCAAUUAUUAGCACUCAUUUUUUAGACAUCAAUAUAAGAUUUAAUCCGAUAAAAUAUUACUUUUAUCACUGAUAAUUACUUCAUUCGAAUAAUCUAAUACUGCUCAUGAUAAUAGAGGAUAAAAUUUAAUUAUAGAUACAGAUAAAGCUCUUAAAGAUUCAUUACGAAAUUACUAGCACAGGUUUCUCUUCCGCCUAACAAUGAGUUUAACGCCCGAUUAAUAAUCAAAAUUACUAUUUUUGAUAUCGGCAUAAUAAAUCAGGUUCUUAGGUCAAGAUUUUAUUUUAGUCUUAUACAAGUUAUGCAGCUUAUUGGCUUUAUUUGGUAUAUUUUAAGAGAAUUUAAAUAUUUCCUGGACUUGUAAAUUAUUCAAAGUUAGGGAAAUUGGAAUGUUGAUGUAGCACCUUUCGGAUAUAAUAUACGAUCAUAUAGAAUAUAGGUAGACUGUAUUUAAUUAAGUUUCAAUUUAUUUACCCAAAUAAAUCGUUGUUUUGUAAAAGAA
This is a messenger RNA of Belonocnema kinseyi, 1700 nucleotides long. It is a transcript of the gene Vps29, whose product is annotated as vacuolar protein sorting-associated protein 29. The coding region runs from base 371 to 982 and encodes 203 amino acids. The record is from RefSeq and is a predicted model, not a curated record. Gene Ontology annotation, cellular component: retromer complex; endosome. Gene Ontology annotation, biological process: retrograde transport, endosome to Golgi; intracellular protein transport. The transcript has 5 exons. Lineage: Eukaryota; Metazoa; Arthropoda; Insecta; Hymenoptera; Cynipidae.